Messenger RNA from Mangifera indica (mango), 1566 nucleotides. RefSeq names its product probable sugar phosphate/phosphate translocator At3g11320. Gene Ontology annotation, cellular component: Golgi apparatus. Lineage: Eukaryota; Viridiplantae; Streptophyta; Magnoliopsida; Sapindales; Anacardiaceae. The record is from RefSeq and is a predicted model, not a curated record. The transcript is spliced from 4 exons. Gene Ontology annotation, molecular function: antiporter activity. Bases 310 to 1236 code for a protein of 308 amino acids.
AAGAUCCGAAUACGAGACGGAGUCACGAAGACCAGCACAACAAUAUUUUACUCUACACUACUCUCCCACCCUCCUUAACGCGUUUACCUCUUUCAGACUUUUCCUUGUUUAUCUCGUAUUCGCAGUUGUACACCCACAUUCUUCUCUUCUUCUCCAGACUAGAUCCCUCGUGUGCUACGCCGUUCAGCGUUUCCCAGAUCCAUUUCUUAAUUCUACAUCCUCAACACACCUGAUUUCCUUUUUCCCGAUAUAUCGCAUUCGUCCCAUUACCGAGUCACCGACGAUUUCUUUUUUUUUUUUUUUUAGGAAAUGAAGAGUUCAAGCAAAAUUUUCGCGUUGGGUUUGGUUGCGUCAUGGUACUCGUCGAAUAUAGGUGUGCUUUUACUGAAUAAGUACUUGUUAAGUAACUAUGGGUUCAAGUAUCCAAUCUUUUUAACCAUGUGUCACAUGACGGCUUGUUCUUUGUUAAGUUACAUUGCCGUUGCGUGGUUGAAGAUGGUUCCCAUGCAAACUAUCCGAUCUCGUCUUCAAUUUCUCAAAAUCUCCGCCUUGUCCUUCGUGUUUUGUAUUUCCGUUGUUUUUGGGAAUGUCUCCUUGAGGUUCCUACCGGUUUCCUUUAAUCAGGCUGUUGGUGCUACGACGCCGUUUUUCACUGCUGUUUUCGCCUACCUGAUGACGCUUAAACGUGAAGCUUGGCUCACUUAUGUCACCCUCAUUCCUGUUGUUACUGGGGUGAUCAUCGCUAGUGGGGGCGAACCAAGUUUCCAUCUGUUUGGAUUUAUAAUGUGCAUUGCGGCAACAGCUGCCCGGGCAUUUAAAUCUGUGCUACAAGGGAUUUUACUUUCUUCAGAAGGGGAGAAGCUGAAUUCCAUGAACCUCCUUCUAUACAUGGCUCCAAUAGCUGUCAUUUUUCUACUCCCUGCAACACUUAUAAUGGAAAAGAAUGUGGUUGGUAUUACACUCGCACUUGCCAGAGAUGAUGUCAAGAUCAUCUGGUAUCUACUGUUCAAUUCAGCUCUAGCUUAUUUUGUAAAUCUGACCAACUUUUUGGUCACAAAACAUACCAGUGCUCUGACUCUCCAGGUGCUAGGAAAUGCAAAAGGAGCAGUGGCUGUGGUGGUGUCAAUUUUGAUAUUUAGAAAUCCCGUAUCCGUAACUGGAAUGCUUGGUUACACAUUGACAGUGUUUGGAGUGAUCCUCUAUAGUGAAGCAAAGAAACGAAGCAAGACAACAUGAAGAAACAGAAUAUGUGCAAUCUGUUAUAAAUUUGUUUCCAUAGUGCCCGGAGAGAGGCAACUUUGGUGGGGAGCAAAGUUUGGGAUGUGUGGUAGUAGAUGAUGGUGGUGUUGGAUUUUGCCCACUUAAAUUCUAUUUUUUUCCCUGGAAGCCUGAGACCUGGUUUCCAUUUUCUAUGAGCAACAAGCGCAGGAUCAGACAAUAGUAAAAAAAAAAUACCUUUCUUAUUCUUUCAGGAGAGAUUUGUAGAAUUGGAUCUCUACACAAUUUAGGUCUGUUAUUAACAUUGUCAUAUUGAUUAAUUAAUGAAAGUUACUCAUAAUUUCUCAA